Diachasma alloeum is the source of this 3912-nucleotide messenger RNA. Its product is annotated as indole-3-acetaldehyde oxidase. The record is from RefSeq and is a predicted model, not a curated record. The coding region runs from base 126 to 3776 and encodes 1216 amino acids. Lineage: Eukaryota; Metazoa; Arthropoda; Insecta; Hymenoptera; Braconidae. The transcript has 23 exons. Gene Ontology annotation, molecular function: oxidoreductase activity; 2 iron, 2 sulfur cluster binding; FAD binding.
CCCCCAGGGAUACCGUACAAUUCACGAUCAACGGCGUUCUGUACACCAUUAAUGAGGAGAUCCGUCCGGAGACUUCACUGAAUGUUUUUAUAAGAGACCAUGCACUUCUGCGAGGUACGAAGGCAAUGUGCCAUGAGGGUGGCUGCGGUGCUUGCAUUGUGGCGGUCGAGAUUCACGGGGAGACAUUGGCCGUUAAUUCGUGUCUAGUGCCGGUUCUUAUUUGCAAUGGUUGGAGAAUCAAAACGGUGGAAGGAAUAGGGAGUAAGAAAAUGGGGUACCACAAGAUUCAGGCGACUCUUGCAGAAAUGAACGGCUCCCAGUGCGGCUACUGCUCCGCUGGAAUGGUCAUGAAUAUGUACAGUUUGAUGGAGAGUAAGAAGAAUACGAUGAAGGAGAUUGAGAAUUCAUUUGGGAGCAACAUUUGCCGCUGCACUGGCUAUCGUCCCAUUCUGGAGGCCUUCAAGAGUCUAGCGAGUGAUGCUGAACCCGCUAUGGUCCAGAGGGUGCAAGACAUUGAGGAUCUCUACAACUUGAAAAAAUGCCCCAAGUCGGGGCAGCCGUGCAAAGGUACUUGCGAUGAACCCGAAGAAUUAACGAUAGUCGAGGAAAUUCGUAUGGAGUUUGGUAACGUCAAGUUUCAAAAGGUCCUCGACUUGGAGAAUCUGUUCGCAGUAUUUGCAAGUAAUCCAGAUGCAACGUAUGUUCUCAAUGGUGGCAAUACAGCUCAUGGUGUAUAUCGGUUGCAAAAGCCUCAAAUAUACAUAGACUUGAACGACGUCGUUGAUCUUCGUAGAGUAGAGAAAGCCGCAGACAGCCUGAUUUUGGGUGGCAAUGUUACUCUGUCGACAGUGAAAAAUACUUUUAUUCAAUUCUGCGAGGAUCCCGGCUUCCAUCAUCUCCGGCAAAUGGCUGAUCAUGUGGACCUCAUUGCUAGUGUAUCAGUGCGCAAUGUAGGUACUAUAGCUGGAAAUCUCAUGAUAAAACACAAACACAACGAGUUUCCGUCGGAUCUCUUCCUGAUACUGGAAACGGCUGGAGCUGAAAUACACAUACUCGAAUCUCCGGGGCAGAAGAGUAUCGUCAACUUCAUCGACUUCAUGAAUACGGAUAUGAACCACAAAAUCAUAUACAGCGUAUCGCUCCCAGCAUUGAGCCCUGAUCAUGUUUAUCGAUCUUACAAGAUAAUGCCGAGGGCACAGAAUGCACACGCUUACGUGAACGCCGGAUUUCUUUUCAAAGUGGAUGCAGCUGGAAAGGCACUGGAGAAGCCCAACAUACUUCUUGGUGGAAUCAGACCUGAUUUCUUGCAUGCUAAAGCCACCGAAGAUUACCUGAAUGGUAAAUCGGUGUUGGAUAAGGAUGUUUUCAAGCAGGCGAUGGAAGCCCUCACUUCGGAAGUCACUCCCGAUCACGUUCUACCGGAUUAUUCUCCGGAGUUCCGGAAAACUCUUGCGCAAGGAUUGUUCUAUAAAUUUGUUCUCAGCUUGAAACCAGAAGAUUUAGACGAGAAACUACGCAGUGGAGGGACAGUCCUGGAGCGAGGGGUCUCCUCAGGAAAAUGUGAUUAUGAAACGGACGAGAGCCUCUGGCCGUACAGCAAACCACUGCCGAAGGUGGAAUCCAUCUAUCAGACGUCCGGUGAGGCACAGUACGUCAAUGAUAUUCCACCCCAGCCGCACGAAGUAUUCUGCGCUUUUGUGAUCAGCGAAGUUCACAGUGGCAGAAUCGCCAGCAUUGACACCACUGCAGCACUGGAGAUGAAAGGUGUAAGAGCCUUUCUAUCAGCAAAGGAUGUACCUGGGAAGAAUCUCUGCAUCGUUGCAGCAAACAAAAAGCUGUUCGGCUUAUACGAUGAACUGCUACUCGCUGAAGACGUCGUUACUCACACUGGCCAGCCGAUCGGUAUAAUCUGUGCGGACACUCAACUCCUCGCUCAUGAAGCAGCGCAGAAGGUCAAAGUGCAUUACACAGACAUAUCGGAAGGUAAACCGGUAAUAACUAAUCAGGACGCAAUCGACUGCGAUGAUAAGGAUAGGAUCAGAGAGUGCGUCAAUGUUCCAGCAACAAGAAAAGGUGACAAUCCAGUUCAACAAGUAAUAAAAGGUACAUUCAAUUGUGGAGGUCAGUACCACUUCACACUGGAGCCGCAAUCCUGCGUCUGCAUCCCAACGGAAGAUGGCAUGGAUGUCUAUCCAGCUACUCAAUUCGUAGAUUUUGCGCACGUUUCGAUAGCUUCCUGCCUGGGAAUGCCGCACAACAGGAUCAACAUAAAUGUUAGACGGGUGGGCGGAUCUUAUGGCGCAAAGUUAGUGAGGAGCACCCCCAUGAGUUGUGCAUGUGCUAUUGCGGCGUAUGUAUUGAAUCGUCCAGCGCGUUUCAUCAUGACCAUCGAGAGCAACAUGAUGGCUAUAGGGAAACGAUUCCCAGUCAAGCAUGACUACGAGUUUGGGGUUGAUGCUGAUGGGGUUAUUCAGCACUUGGAUCAGAAGACGUAUCACAAUGCAGGUGGUUCUUUCAAUGAACCAAUCGCAGGAGUGAGUUUUCAUCACUGCAACUCGUGCUACGAUAAGUCGACGUGGAAUUCUCUGGGUUACGAAGUUCGCACUGAUAUUCCAUCGAACACGUAUGUGAGGGGACCAGGUUCCACUGAAGGCAUAGCGAUGGCGGAGAAUAUGAUGGAGCACAUAGCUCACGCCCUCGGCAAGGACCCGAUACAAGUGCGUUUGAAUAAUAUGCCGCCACCGCACAGAGACGAAUUAACUAAAAUGAUAGCUGACAUCAAAGCAACAUCGGACUACGACGCACGCGUCGAAGCUGUCAAUCUCUUCAAUAAGGAGAACAGAUGGAAGAAGAGAGGCAUCAGUCUACUUCCUAUGGUGUAUCCAUUUCUCGUAUUCGGCCAGUGGCACGCCCUCAUAUCGGUUUACCCGCUGGAUGGUACAGUUGCGGUUGCUCACGGGGGAAUCGAAUGUGGCCAAGGAAUCCACACGAAGGUAACCCAGGUUAUAGCUCAUACUCUGGGAAUUGAUCUCGAUAUGAUCAAUGUGAGGCCGACUAAUAAUUUUGUGGCACCUAGCAAUUUCGUUACUGGGGGAGCUUUUGGUACUGAAUGUGCAGCUAACGCAACAAUAGCAGCUUGCGAGCAGCUUCUCACACGUCUGGAGCCGAUAAAAACUAAAUUGGGGAAUCCCACGUGGAAGGAGUUGGUUGCUGCAGCAUACGCGCAGGAUGUUAGUCUCUGCGUUCAAGUUAUGCUGCCGGCUGAUAUGUCAAAAGCCUAUCCAAUCUACGGAGUAAUAGUCAACGAAGUGGAGAUAGAUGUAUUAACUGGACAGCAUCUGAUUCGACGAGUUGAUGUUAUGGAGGAUGUCGGUGUCAGCAUGAACCCUGACAUUGACAGGGGACAAGUGGAGGGUGCGAUUGUCAUGGGGAUCGGAUAUUGGACCUCUGAGGAUGUUAUUUAUGAUCCUGAUACUGGGCUACUUGUCAACAAUCGAACUUGGAAUUACAAACCACCUGGUGCCAAAGAUAUCCCUGUUGACUUCCGGGUCACACUGCGGAAGACGAAAAAUCCGGUUGGCGUGCUAGGCUCGAAAGCAAUUGGCGAACCACCCUUCUGCAUGAGCUACUCAGUCCUGUUGGCUAUAAAACAUGCACUGAGUUCGGCUCGAAAGGAUGCGGGAGAUGACGGCUCUUGGUAUCAACUCGAUGGACCAGCCACUACCGAAAAGAUACUCCUGACGAGUCUCACCAACAAAGAUCUAAUGGUGCUGUAAUGCCAAUACAUCUGGAAUCCUUGAAUAAUGUCUAGUUUCACAGCAUAAAAUAUUAAAUUAAAAUUCAAUCACUCUUGUUUAUGUAGUUGGUGAAUGAUAAUCUCGUAGUUAGUUGAAUAAACAGUUGAGAUGAUGC